This is a messenger RNA of Aaosphaeria arxii CBS 175.79, 706 nucleotides long. RefSeq lists its product as uncharacterized. The transcript has a single exon. Bases 208 to 579 code for a protein of 123 amino acids. Lineage: Eukaryota; Fungi; Ascomycota; Dothideomycetes; Pleosporales. The record is from RefSeq and is a predicted model, not a curated record.
GCAACUUCAUUCACCGCAAGGAGCCCACCCCAGAGCUGGAUCGCGAUUUGGAUAUGUCUACCAGGAAGUGGCUCCAGGAGCGUGGAAGGGACCCCAGGAGCAUGUCGAAGAGCCCGACGCCUCCAGCUGAUCGUGCCCGGUACUAAGAAGUUGCAAUGCUGCUGUUUUGCGUCUGAUCUAUCGAUUGCUUUUCACUCUCAGCGCCUUAUGUCGAAGGCCACGAGGUCGCGAUGGAGUGGAAGCGAUGGGUGGAUUUGGAACGCUUGCUUGCUUGCUGCUCUAUUGUUCCUACCGUUCGAUACUAACACUUUUCCUUGUAGAGAUGAUUCACCCUCAUCUUCUCCUCCUAUGAAAGGCAUCGAGAAGCCUGGCCGCGCUGACACACCCGUUGAGGACGACCAUCAUCCAGGCUCCAACCAAGACAUGGAUCGCAGUUCCAAGCAGGAAGAUCAAGAACCCGAUUACAUCCGUCUACCAACCCCAACCAACGAAGGCUCCUCUCCCAUUCUUGACCUCAAUGCUCGUUACUUUGAAAUCGGCUGGCGAAACGUCCCCAACUCGUACGCGUGGAUCUGGUAGAUGCCCAAGGGCGCACGGCAAUUAGGAGCACCCCCACAACCCAAACCUGCCGUCACCUUCUCCUACCAGCAAUCCACUUUUGGUUGGCCCAUGCCCUUUCACCAAUUUCCCUGCCCCAGCUUUGCAU